AUGGUUCCUACACCGAAACGCAAACAUAAAACUUUAAGUAUAGCUGAAAAGUGUGCCAUACUAGAUAGUUUGAAAGAUGGAGUGUCUGAAACUUCUCUUGCCCUUAAGUAUGGUGUUGGAAAAUCGACAAUUACUGAUUUAAGGAAAAAAGAACAGAAAAUACGGUCGUUUGUAGCUCAAACCGAGAAAGGUCCAGGUUUAAGAAAAACGCUAAAAUUGCCAGAAAAUCCAGUGCUCGAAGAAGCACUUUUCACUUGGUUUUUAGAGCAAAGACGAAGACACGUUCCUUUAUCAGGCGAAAUCGUAAUGCAUAAAGCCAGAUUCUUUCAUAAAAAACUAACAGGGUCUGAUUUCAGUGCAAGUAGAGGGUGGCUGGAUAAUUUCAAAAAGCGUCAUGGCAUACGGCAGCUGAAAGUGUCAGGUGAGAAAGUCUCUAGUAAUGCGGAGGCUGUUCAACCAUUCCAAGAAAAGUUUUUGAAAGAGAUAAGAGAAAAAGACCUUUGUCCUGAACAAAUCUACAAUGCAGACGAAUCAGGAUUGUUUUGGAAGGUUCUGCCAGAUAAAACUUUAGCCUCUUCUGCUGAAACUAGUGCUUCUGGAUCCAAGGUAUCUAAAGAAAGAAUCACUUUUAUGCCUUGUGCAAACUCGAUAGGGAAUCAUAAAUUACAGUUACUAGUCGUAGGGAAGGCCAAAAAGCCAAGAUCUUUUGGAUCCGUAAAAUUACCGGUGCAUUAUCAAGGACAAAUGCGUGCUUGGGUAACUAGAGAUAUUUUCCUGGAGUGGUUCAGAGAACAUUUCGUUCCAGAAGUCAAACGUCAUUUGAAGAAAUUACGUCUACCACAAAGAGCAUUAUUGCUCCUAGAUAAUGCGCCGGGACAUCCAGAUGCUGAAGAUCUGACUACAGAAGAUGGCAAUUUUUCCGUACUGUACAUGCCACCAAACUGCACACCCUUAAUUCAGCCUAUGGAUCAAAACGUAAUUCAAAAUGUCAAGAUUAAUUACAAGAAGAAACUGCUUAUUCAAGUUUUUGCGCAACAAGAAGAUGAUGAAAGUUUAACACUACAUGAUGUUAUUAAAAGCAUCACAAUUAAAGACGCAAUUUUUUCACUAGCGCAAUGUUGGGAUCACGUGUCGUCGUCUCUCAUCAAAAAAUCUUGGAAGCCUCUAUGGCCUGACCAAUUCAAUGAAGCAGAAAAUGGAUCAGAAGAAAACGAUGGCUCUGACGUGGAAGACAAUCUCCCACUCAGUCUUCUACGCAACCGUGGAUAUACAGAAGAAACCAUUUCCACUUUCUUGACAAUCAGCGAAGCGGAGAAUUGCACAGAACCCAUAACUGAUGAUGAGAUCAUAGCCCAACUUAGGCAAGAGACUGACGAGCUUUUUGUUGACAAUACUUCUGUUUUAAACGUCGAGAAAAUUCCUCAUUCACAAGCUAUAUCAGCACUGAAUACUUGUUUGGAUUGGGCUGACGUAAAUGACUUUUCUUUAUCCGAAGAUGCUGCGAAAUUUGAGGGACAAAGCCUUUCCUUGGUCAAUAAAUAG
Anoplophora glabripennis (Asian longhorned beetle) is the source of this 1542-nucleotide messenger RNA. RefSeq names its product tigger transposable element-derived protein 2-like. The record is from RefSeq and is a predicted model, not a curated record. Gene Ontology annotation, molecular function: DNA binding. The transcript has a single exon. Lineage: Eukaryota; Metazoa; Arthropoda; Insecta; Coleoptera; Cerambycidae. The coding region runs from base 1 to 1542 and encodes 513 amino acids. Gene Ontology annotation, cellular component: nucleus.